AUGGGGAACUGGUCUGAACUUUGUGAUGACAUUCUAGGAUUGAUUGUGGAUCGUUUCUUGGCAAUCGAAGAUAUUGUUCGUUUUGGUGCGGUUUGCCGGACGUGGCGAUCAGUUUCAGCCGAGAAGUGGCGCUUCUCUAUUGCGUAUCCCUGGCUGAUGCUUGCGGAGAAGGAAGAUAGUGACAACCGUGGCUUCUACAGUCUCGCCACCCAAAUGGUUUACCACUUGAACUUGCCAAAGGCCCGUGGCAGGCGGUGUUGGUCCUCCUGCGGUUGGUUGAUAACUUUUGGGUUUGAUUGGGAGAUUGACUUGUUAAACCCCUUUUCUGGGGAUAAAAUUCAGCUUCCACCUCAACCAAAACCCGAAAAUGAUUUCCCCACUGAGUUAUGUCUCCACCGGAUUUUUUUAAGGAAAGUGAUAUUGUCCUCAAGACCCAACAAAACAACCCCUUGUGAAGAUGAUGAAAAAUGCGUGGUUAUGGCGAUAAUUACCGGAUGCAAGACAUUAUCCUUCUUGAGAUUGGGUGAUGAAGUUUGGACUCCUAUAGACAGUAAGGGUAUCGAUGACGUGAUCUACUUCAAUGGUCAAUUCUAUGCUAUCGAUGCAACUGGGAAAGUGUGGAUGGUUGACAUUUCUAGUCCUCAGCCAAAGAUGAUUGAGUUUGCUGAACCGGGGGAUGAUAUAAACAUUUAUGCUUAUUUUUAUCUUGUGGAGUCAGCAGGAGAACUCUUUAUGCUUGCACGGGAUCUUUAUGAGGGCGAGGGCGAUCAACUUAUGCGUAUUCAUGAAACAGAUGGUUUUGAUGUUUACAAGUUCAAUUUUGAUAACAGGAAGUGGAUGGAGGUGAAGAGCCUGGACAACCGUGCCCUGUUUGUGGGUGCUAAUACCUCCUUCGCCAUCUUCCCUUCUAACCAUUUACAAUGCGAACCCAACUGUAUCUAUUACACCGAUGACUACCCACAGGGUCUCAAGGAAGGAGGUGGUAAUGACAUGGGAGUGUUUCGGUUGGAGACUGAGGAAAUUGAUGAUCACUAUGUUGGCCCCGACAUCCUUUCUCGUAUUUCUACACCUCUUUGGAUUUGUCCUUUUCUGUAG
This is a messenger RNA of Telopea speciosissima, 1095 nucleotides long. Its product is annotated as F-box protein At2g26160-like. Gene Ontology annotation, molecular function: protein binding. NCBI's taxonomy places the organism in Eukaryota, Viridiplantae, Streptophyta, Magnoliopsida, Proteales, Proteaceae. The record is from RefSeq and is a predicted model, not a curated record. Bases 1 to 1095 code for a protein of 364 amino acids. The transcript has a single exon.